This is a messenger RNA of Drosophila novamexicana, 1999 nucleotides long. RefSeq names its product phosphoenolpyruvate carboxykinase [GTP]-like. Gene Ontology annotation, biological process: cellular response to glucose stimulus; response to starvation; hepatocyte differentiation. Gene Ontology annotation, cellular component: cytosol. The coding region runs from base 38 to 1957 and encodes 639 amino acids. The transcript has 2 exons. Gene Ontology annotation, molecular function: phosphoenolpyruvate carboxykinase (GTP) activity; manganese ion binding; GTP binding. NCBI's taxonomy places the organism in Eukaryota, Metazoa, Arthropoda, Insecta, Diptera, Drosophilidae. The record is from RefSeq and is a predicted model, not a curated record.
GGAAACAGCCAAGGAAAAAGGGAAAAUAAGUGUAAAAAUGCUGUUAAAAGGCGUGCAACUGUUGCGCAGCGGGCUGGCCGCUCCGCCAAAGUGCUACAAUUUUCGUCUGGUCUGCCGUGCACUGUCCGUGCAAUAUGGGGAUGCCAAGACGUUGACGCCCGCUGUCCGGGACUAUGUGGAUAAGUGCGUGAAUCUGUGCCAGCCGGAACGUGUGCACAUCUGCGAUGGCAGCCCGGCGGAGAGCAAGCUGCUGCAGGGUCUGAUGCUCAAGCAGGGCACAAUUCUGCCGCUGCUCAAGUACGAGAACUGCUGGCUGGCGCGCACUAAUCCCGCCGAUGUGGCACGCGUCGAGUCCAAGACGUUUAUUAGCACCGACCGCAAGGAGCAGACGGUGCCGGUGACGCCCAAUGCCACACCGGGCACGCUGGGUAACUGGAUAUCAGAGACGGAUCUGCAGGCAGCCAUCGCAGAGCGUUUCCCUGGCUGUAUGAAGGGUCGCACUAUGUACGUGAUACCCUUUAGCAUGGGACCGGUGGGCUCGCCACUCUCCAAAAUAGGCAUUGAGAUCACCGAUUCGCCCUAUGUGGUCGAGUCCAUGAAGAUAAUGACGCGCGCCGGAGCCCCAGUGCUGCAGGUGCUGCAGCAGGGCGAUGGCCAGUUCGUCAAGUGCCUCCACUCGGUGGGCACACCGGCUAGUGGUGUGCAGGCUCAGGCCUCCUGGCCGUGCGAUCCCGAACGCACCAUCAUUCUGCACAAGCCGGCCGAGAACGAGAUCGUCUCCUAUGGCUCCGGCUAUGGCGGCAACUCGCUGCUGGGCAAGAAGUGCUUCGCUCUGCGCAUUGGCAGCACCAUUGCCAAGCGGGAGGGCUGGCUGGCCGAGCACAUGCUCAUCCUGGGCAUCACUAAUCCGCAGGGCAAGAAGAUUUACGUGGCUGCCGCCUUUCCCUCGGCCUGCGGCAAGACCAAUCUCGCCAUGAUGACGCCCACUUUGCCGGGCUACAAGGUGGAGUGCGUGGGCGACGACAUCGCCUGGAUGAAGUUCGAUGCACAGGGCGUGCUGCGUGCUAUUAAUCCCGAGAAUGGCUUCUUUGGUGUAGCGCCUGGCACCUCGCGUGCCACUAAUCCCAUUGCCAUGGACACCAUCUUCCGUAAUACGGUCUUUACCAAUGUCGCCUCCACUUCGGAUGGCGGCGUCUACUGGGAGGGCAUGGAAGAGGCUCAAUUGGCGAAUGUUACUGUCACCGACUGGCUGGGCAAGCUCUGGUCAAGGGAAUCGGGCAAGCCUGCCGCACAUCCCAACUCCCGAUUUUGCACGCCCGCCGCCCAAUGCCCCAUCAUUGAUCCCGCCUGGGAGGACAGCGCUGGCGUGCCCAUCUCAGCUAUACUUUUCGGUGGACGACGUCCAGCGGGCGUUCCUCUAGUCUAUGAGGCUCGCGACUGGGCACAUGGCGUCUUUAUAGGCGCCUCAAUGCGCAGCGAGGCCACCGCCGCGGCGGAGCACAAGGCCAAGGUUAUCAUGCACGAUCCCUUCGCAAUGCGUCCCUUCUUUGGCUACAAUUUUGGCGACUACCUCGCCCAUUGGCUGAGCAUGGAGAAGCGCGGCCAGGUGCCCAAGAUCUUCCAUGUCAACUGGUUCCGCAAAAGUGACGAAGGCAAGUUCCUGUGGCCUGGAUUUGGCGACAAUUCGCGCGUGCUGGACUGGAUUUUCCGUCGCGUGCAGGGCGAGAAUUGUUUUGAGGAAUCGCCAAUUGGUCGCCUGCCCAGUCAGGGCGCUCUAAAUGUUGCCGGCCUGGCGGGCAAUGUGGAUCUCAAGCAGCUGUUCGAGCUGCCGAAGGUGUUUUGGCAGCAGGAAGCCAAGGAAAUCGAGCAGUACUUUGACGCACAAGUGGGCGGUCACUUGCCACGCCCUGUGGCGCAGCAGCUGGCCGAACUGAAGAAGCGCGUGGCCAGCAUGUGAUGUGUUGUUGCUCCAUUUUGGGUUCCAUAGGUUAUUGGUAAU